Danaus plexippus (monarch butterfly) is the source of this 500-nucleotide messenger RNA. RefSeq names its product MICOS complex subunit Mic10-like. The record is from RefSeq and is a predicted model, not a curated record. NCBI's taxonomy places the organism in Eukaryota, Metazoa, Arthropoda, Insecta, Lepidoptera, Nymphalidae. Bases 141 to 398 code for a protein of 85 amino acids. The transcript is spliced from 3 exons. Gene Ontology annotation, cellular component: MICOS complex; mitochondrial inner membrane.
UAUUUUUUUAAAACAAAAUGUCAUGUGUCAUCUUUUUUGCUGAUAAAUCUAUUUCUAUGCUAUGUAGAAUGUUUUAAUACUUUUAAUAAUUCUUGAUAGAUCAUGUUUGUUUCUGUCUGUCUGUGUGACAUCCAAGAGAAAUGAGUACACAUGAGGAUGGUAGAGACUUCGAAGACAGAUACACAGCAUGCUUCGUUGAUUUUGGGAUGAAAAUAUGCACCGGUCUCCUGAUUGGCAGUUUGUUGGGUGGAUUCUUUCUUCGCGGCUACAAGAAGUGGCCAAUGUACAUCGGUGGGGGAUUGGGCUUCGGAAUAGCUUACAGUAACUGUGAGAACAGCUUGAACAACUUCCUACUUGCUACGGAUCCUAAAGUGUGUGUUAUAAAAAAAACACCAUGAUAUAUUAAUACGCGCCUGGCACAACAUCGUCCGUACGUUCAAUGGAUAACAUAAUUCUUUUACUUCUUUUUUUGCAUAAAUAAAGUCACAUUUUUAAUAGCA